Gasterosteus aculeatus aculeatus (three-spined stickleback) is the source of this 4851-nucleotide messenger RNA. It is a transcript of the gene uvssa, whose product is annotated as UV-stimulated scaffold protein A. Gene Ontology annotation, molecular function: RNA polymerase II complex binding. Gene Ontology annotation, biological process: response to UV; transcription-coupled nucleotide-excision repair. Gene Ontology annotation, cellular component: chromosome. Lineage: Eukaryota; Metazoa; Chordata; Actinopteri; Perciformes; Gasterosteidae. The record is from RefSeq and is a predicted model, not a curated record.
UCUCCGUUCUCCCGUACCCGUGAGUCAGGACUCCCGAGUCUAUUCUCCCGAGAACGCAAGUCCGUCUCUAGGUAUUGAGAAAGGGCCUCGGUCAUAAUCGUCAAUUCUCGUGAACGGCCGAAUGAUACGUCACUAUUUAACUAUUGCUGCCGCAAGGAAUUGUGGGACGUAUUGAUCUUCGUUCCUUUCGCAAAGGAUGCUACAGUGGUCCCUAUGCUAAAGCAGCAAAGUCGGGAAGCAUUGAAGCUCCUUUCCUUAGCAUUAACGUUAGAUCAUUUGAACAGUUCUUAUCGUGGCGGCCACUUACACGCCUUCUGGGUCAAUUCACUCCGCUAGGAACCAUCUUAAGCAAAUUUAACUAUUCGAAUCCAGCCAAAAACGCGUCGAAAGUGUCCAUUUAAUUUAAUGUCACUUGUCAUAAACGGAGUACGAGUUGCCUUGGACCCUCGCAGCUACAGCUGGGAAAUGUAACGUUACCGUAUACAAUCGAGCUACUCGCAGGAAGAGCGUCUCUUUAGGUAACCGCCUUGAGUCACUAUUAUAUCCCCGGCCACAAGUGUGUUAAUGAAUCGUGAUGGAGUGGUCUCAGAGGGACAGGCUGUCAGAGCUGGUGGAGCAGCUUACCACAUCUGGAGAACCACAGCUCGACCAGGAGAGCAUGAAGGAAAUCAAGAAUAUCUGCAAAGUGUCUAAUGACCGCAUAGACCACGUGUACCACUCUGUGAUCUCUCAGCUUAACCAACAACAUGCUGAGGUCCGACUGUCUGCCUUCCAGAUUGUCAGUGAGCUCUUCUCAAGAUCACAUCACUUCAGAACACUGCUGGUGGACAACUUUCAGGAAUUCUUGGAGUUGACGGUAGAGACUGACACAGAGCAGCCCCUCCCCCCUCCUAAGGAAGUAGCCAGAAAACUCCGGUCGCUGGCCAUUCAGACUGUCCAAUCAUGGCAUGCCUCUUAUGGGGCAGCUUAUAAAAAGUUAGCAUUGGGCUACCACUUUCUUAAACAAGUUAAGAAGGUGGACUUUCAGGGUGCUGAGUCCAGGACAGUGGCAGAGAGGAGGAGGGAGGAGGAAAGACAGAGGAAAAUGGAGCGAAUCUACAAGGAGAGAGUGGAGGCAGCGUCCAAAGACAUGGAGGAGUCGUACCAGGAAAUUCAGGCAUCAAUGACAGAGAUGGAAUCCUGCAUGAGCCUCCUUUUCCCCAAAUUUGACCUUAUAGAUAUCCAGAAAACCAAUAGCAGCCCACCCAGCUCCCAACCAGCCAGUGAAUGUCCAUCAGUUGAAGAACAGCCCUGCUGCAGCAAAGACCUGGAGGAUUAUCGGAGAGCAGGAAUGAUGCAAAAAAAGGAGGAAGGCAGAGAAGGAAUGAAAGGCAAUUGGGAGGGGAAGAAUGAAGAAGAAGCAGCGAGUAGUGAAGAAGAAGAAGAAGAUGGCGAGUCUCUUGACAAAGACUUGUUUAUUCGGAACUCUGGGAUCAUCUCUCACGCCUACAAUCUGGAUCUGAACUUUAGUCCUGGUCUUCAUGUGAAGGAGACGGAGGAUAAUGAGGCAGUGGUUUCCACGGUGAAAGACCUCCAUAAACUAAUAACAAACAAGUAUCUAGCAGCUGUGCAGGGCUGGGUUCAGGUCUUCACCAAGUCAGGUGCUGAGCAGCAGUUGUUAAGGAGAGCGCUGGAUCUGAAAAGAUCCUUGGAAGCGACCCUGCAGAAACACCAAGAGCUUCACAUUGAUUAUCAGACCAGAGUCCGCCAAGUGAUGAAGGCUGCUUCAGACGGAGAGGAAGAGAGUGAUGAUGAUGAUUUUGAUGAGGUUCCAGAAAAAGAGGGAUAUGAGCCGCACAUUCCAGAGCAUCUACGAGCUGAGUAUGGAUUGGAUUCAGCUCCUUCCAACUCAACACCACCAGUCCCAAAAAGAGCUCCACUGCCUCGCUCCUCCUUCUUUUUCGCUUCGUCUUCCCAGCAGCUGAAGCGCCUUACAGAGGAGUAUCAGGAUCCAACAUGUGCAGCGACCACAAUACGCCACUUCAAACAGAACCGUCCCCUGCCUGCACAGCCCAGCUGCUCCUCCGGUCCCAGUUCAUCUCAGUCCAGCUCAGAUCAGAAGGUUGUUGAUGCUCCUGUGGUUCCAUUUGGUUUGGACCUGUACUACUGGGGCCAGGAACAGCCCAACGCUGGCAAGAUCAUCAAGAUGUCCUCACAGCAUCAGUUCUGGGUUCCCAUUGAUGUGGAUGAGGAGGUGGAAAACAAGGAGCUCCUGGCAGAGAGCAGGAGUAGAUUUAUCUCCUUCCCUGGGAGCUUCAUUCCUGUCAAGCAUUAUUGCAGUGCGCCACUGGACAAUGGAAAGCUCUGUGAGAGACAGGACCGCCUCAAGUGUCCAUUCCAUGGUCUGAUUAUUCCCCGAGACCAGGAGGGGCGACCCUGCAGGGAGGAGGACCGACUGAGGGAGGAGCGGGAGAAGAGGAGGAAGCAGGAGGAGCAGCCUGACUGGCAGGAUGUGGGGCUGAUGCGGGACAUUGAGGCUACAACUGGGGAAAACCUGGGAUCCGACAGGGUUGGUAAAAAGAGAAAAGGGAGGAAGAAGAAGUAUCCUAACCUCAGCGACCUGAAGCACAGCGCCAACACAGCCCGCUCCAGGCUGGAGAAAAAAGUCCUCAAUAAGAGCAGCAUACGCAGAAUAGCUGAAGUGAUGGCUAAAUCUGACCAGAGAAAACAUGACAAGUUCUCCAACCAAUUUAACUACGCCCUCCAGUGACCUUCAUCCAGCUGCUGAACAUUGCUGUUUUUUCAACUUUUGAAUUUGAAUGGAACAAUUUUUUAUAUAUAUGUAAUUUCAGCCAGACAUCAAGAACAAAUUAACAUUUUAUAUUCCUGACUGAGUGUGUGCUUCCUCUAUUGACCAUGUGACAAUUCACCUUAGCAAAGAAACCUAAAGGAGAAAUGUACACACGCUAAAUCUGAGGGAAUGAGCGGAUCUCAUACCUGGUGUGGAUAGGCACUGCUGUUUCAAAGCUAAAAAAAAUACACAGAAAGGCACUUCUUUUUCUCACUAUAAUGUCAAUACAAAUAAUAUGUAAAAGAUGAUAAAAGUGAGGAAAAUAAUAAUGAUAAAAAGGUUGGACGUCAGGGAAGCGGAUAGUUGAUUAUGGUUGAUUAAAUCUCAAAAUGCCAAAUGCCAUCUCACAGCGAGAAGUUGAGGCCAACAUCAAAAAGAUAAAACCAUCCACCAGUGCCCUGGACCCCUUCCCCACAGCCCUGGUAAAAUCCAACCUCCAUGCCAUAAGUCCACUCAUCACAAAGGUUAUUAACCACUCCCUCCGGGCUGGCCAUGUUCCAUCAACACUGAAAACCGCUGUCAUCAGGCCAUUUCUCAAAAAUCCCACCCAAGACCCAGAAGUCUUUGCCAACUACAGGCCCAUCUCCAACCUUCCAUUCCUUUCCAAGGUGCUGGAAAAAGUAGUUGCCGCACAGCUUCAGGACCAUCUAAAACAAAACAACCUGUUUGAGAAAUUUCAAUCUGGUUUCUGCCCUGGCCACAGCACAGAAACAGCCCUGGUCAGGGUCACAAAUGACCUACUGAUGACUGCAGACGCUGGCUCCCCAUCUCUUCUCAUCCUCCUGGACUUGACUGCAGCAUUCAAUACUCUGGACCACAACAUCCUCCUCCACCGUCUACAUUCCACUAUCGGUUUUUCUGACUUCGUCCAUGAGUGGUUCUCAUCCUACCUCACCGGGAGAACUGAGCAUGUCGCCUUGGGAGAGGCUAAAUCCCUUACACACAAUGUCACCUGUGGUGUCCCUCAAGGCUCAGUGCUCGGUCCCACCCUGUUCAUUAUCUACAUGCUCCCCCUUGGCCAUGUCAUCAGCCGGCAUGGAAUUUCAUUCCACUGCUAUGCUGAUGACACUCAACUCUACCUCAGGACAAACCCAACCCCCUCUGCUGCCCUGCCAUCAUCCACUCUGACCACCUGCCUGGAGGAGAUAAAGGCGUGGAUGAAGCAAAACUUUCUUUAGCUAAACAGCUCCAAGACUGAAGCCAUCUUAGUCGGCACUCCACACCAGGUUCGGUCAUCUGACAUUACCAGCAUCACCUUCUCCGGCCAAAAUAUUCCACUUUCAACAUCAGCCACCAACCUAGGUGUUAAAAUGGACUCCCAUCUGACCUUUGAGGCUCACAUCAAACAUCUCUGCAAGAUCUUCUUCCACCUCAGGAACAUCGCCAAACUCCGUCCCACACUCACUUCUGCAGAUGCGGAAAAGCUUGUCCACGCUUUUGUCUCCUCCAGGCUGGACUAUUGCAAUGCGCUCCUCACCGGGAUCCCUGAGAAAAGCCUUCAGAAAUUGCAGUACAUCCAGAACAGCGCCGCUAGGAUCCUGUUGAGGGUGCGCAAACAUGACCACAUCAUCCCCAUCCUAAAAUCACUCCACUGGCUUCCUGUCUCACUCGGGGUUGAGUAUGCCCCAUAUCCAUGGUGAAGCCCCCCCCCUACCUCAAGGAACUCCUCACCCCACAGACCUCAACACGUACCCUCCGGUCUGCCUCAGCAUAUCUUUUGAAACCUCCCAGGACAAAGCUCCGUACAAUGGGAGAUCGAGCUUUCUGCUCAGCUGCUCCCAGUCUGUGGAAUGCUCUCCCUGAUCACCUGAGGAGACCACAGACUGUGGAUGCUUUUAGACGUGGCCUAAAAACCCACCUUUUUAGGAGAGACAUUACUCGUCUAACUCGUCCCCUUUUUCUUUUUUUUCAAACUCUCCAUGUGUUUUUAUUGUUAGCACUUACCUGUUUUAUCAUGUAACACUUUUGGAUUUGCUUAAAUAUAAAGUGCAUUACAAAUUAAAUGUAUUAUUAUUAAACGA